AGUUCACAGUCUUCCACCCUCUUCUUCUCUCUCUUCUGCCAUUGCUCUCAUUUAUUACAGAAACUUUCCACUCAGUUUUUUUCUGGGUCCUUGGCUUCUCUUUAAAGCAUGUGGGAAGAAUUUUCAGAGGCCAGAGAGCUCUGCUCUGCUAGCUAGCUUCUCGUUGGAAGAUUGAAAAGUUUCUUCCCUUUCACCAGAAAAUUCAUUCUCUCUUGAUCAUUAGCAGCCAGAAUUGGAGAGGAGUUGCUUUGUGGGUGAGCAUGAUCAGAUUUCAGCUGCCUUUUCAUGGGUUUCUAACAUCUCUCAAUUUCUCAGCCCACAAAGUGUAGUCUCAAUGAUACGAGAAUGUUUCCUGCUCAGCUGUUUCCGGGGUGGUGACCCAGUGGCGAUAAUGGCGUUUCACAUCCACAACCAGACCGCACCAGAUUUGAAAUAUUCGUUUUGGGAAUGAACAUGAUGGCACCUCUGUUUUCAUCGAUGGCGAAGACCCCACUUCGCUCUCUCCGGUUCCCAACGCUCCUAUUCUUACUCUUCUUUUCCUCAAACUUUUUCCCGCCUUGUGAGCCCCUAACGGUCGAAACCGACGCCCUCCUUCGAUUCAGAGACCAGCUCAAGGACCCCCACAAUUUCAUGCAGUCUUGGAAAGCUUCAGACUCCCCCUGCGAAUUCUCCGGGAUUAAGUGCCACCCGGUAUCCGGUAGAGUCACUGAAAUCUCGCUCGACAGCAAGUCUCUUUCGGGUGUGGUCUCGCCGGCUAUUUCUGUCCUUGAGAGCCUGACUGUGCUGUCAUUGCCGUCGAAUAACAUCUCUGGCAAGCUUCCGGAGGAGCUGAGCAACUGUAGCAAUCUUAGAGUGUUGAAUCUCACUGGAAAUGACGUUGUUGGACGCAUUCCUGAUCUUUCCCGGCUGAGGAACUUGGAGAUUCUUGAUCUUUCCUUCAACUACUUUUCGGGCUCAUUCCCGAGUUGGGUUGGAAGUUUAACCGGACUGGUUCAGCUGGGGCUAGGCCAGAAUGAUUUUGAUGAGGGUGAGAUUCCUAAGAGUAUUGGGAAUUUGAAGAACUUGACUUGGUUGUAUCUGGGUGGUGCUAAUUUGAAAGGAGAGAUUCCGGAGUCGGUUUUCGAGCUCCAGGCAUUGGAGACACUGGAUAUUUCGAACAACAUCAUCUCCGGGAACUUCCCCAAGUCGAUUGGAAAACUGAAGAAUCUUAACAAGAUUGAGCUCUUCAAUAACAAUUUGACUGGGGAAAUCCCACACGAGCUUGCGAACCUGACAUUUCUAAGGGAAAUUGAUGUUUCUGCCAACAGGAUGUAUGGGAAGUUGCCUGAAGAAAUCGGGAAUCUUAAGAACUUGGUGGUUUUUCAGCUUUAUAAGAACAACUUUUCUGGAGAACUCCCCAUGGGGUUCGGAGAUAUGAAGCAUCUUUUGGGGUUCUCAAUCUAUCGUAACAGCUUUACUGGGGAGUUUCCGGCGAAUUUCGGCCGGUUCUCACCAUUGAACAGCAUCGACAUAUCCGAGAAUCAGUUUUCAGGUGGUUUCCCCAAGUUCUUGUGUGAAAACAGAAAUCUAAGGUUCUUGCUUGCUUUGGAAAAUAAGUUUUCUGGGGAGUUGCCAGAAUCUUAUGCUGAGUGUAAGUCUCUAGAGAGGUUCAGACUCAAUAUGAAUCACUUGUCUGGGAAAAUUCCUGAUGGAGUUUGGGCACUUCCAUAUGUACAAAGGAUGGAUUUUGGUGAUAAUGACUUCAGUGGAGGAAUAUCCCCUGAAAUUGGGCUUUCUGCUAGCUUGAACCAGUUGGUUUUGCUGAACAAUAAGUUCUCAGGCGAGCUUCCUUCAGAACUUGGCAAGCUGAAGAACUUAGAGAGGCUUCAUUUGAGUAAUAAUAACUUCACUGGUAAAUUACCUUCUGAAUUUGGUGCUCUAGAGCAAUUAUCAUCUUUGCACUUGGAAAAUAAUUCUUUGACAGGAUCAAUACCACCAGAACUGGGUAAUUGUGCUAGGCUGGUGGACUUGAAUCUUGCCUUUAAUUCUUUGACUGGUAAUAUACCACAAACAUUUUCUUUGAUGACCUCAUUGAACUCUCUGAAUCUUUCGGGAAAUAAACUUACGGGUUUGAUUCCAGAAAGUUUAGAGAAACUGAGGUUAAGCUCCAUUGAUUUGUCUGAAAACCAGCUGUCGGGAAGAGUUCCAUCUGAUCUUUUUACAAUGGGUGGAGAUAAAGCAUUUCUUGGAAACAAGGAACUCUGUGUAAACCAAAAUCCUGAAAUGCGUACGAAUUCUAUGAUAAAUAUUUGUACUGCAAAUCAUGCUCACAGAGGGAUCUUUGCUGGUAAACUCUUUCUGUUUUGUAUUUUAGCAUCUGCCUUGAUUGUUGUAUUAGCUGGGUUACUGGUUGUGAGUUAUAAGAACUUCAAGUAUAGUGAGGGUGACAUAGAAAAUGGUUUGGAAGGGGAGAAGGAAGUACAUCCAAAAUGGAAACUUGAAUCUUUCGACCAACUAGAUAUCAAUGCUGAUGAAAUAUGUAAUCUGGAAGAAGAGAAUUUGAUUGGAAGUGGUGGUACAGGAAAAGUUUAUCGAUUGGAUUUGAAGAAAAAUGGCAGUACAGUGGCCGUAAAACAACUCUGGAAAGGAUAUGGUCUGAAGAUCUUGGAAGCAGAAAUGGAGAUUCUAGGAAAAAUAAGGCAUAGGAAUAUACUGAAACUUUAUGCAUCUUUACUAAAGGGAGGGUCAAGUUUUUUGGUGUUUGAGUACAUGGAAAAUGGUAAUCUGUUUCAAGCUCUUCACAGACAGAUCAAAGGUGGGGUGCCACAACUGGAUUGGUACCAGAGGUAUAGAAUUGCUUUGGGAGCCGCAAAGGGAAUUGCUUAUCUGCACCAUGAUUGUUCACCACCUAUUAUUCAUAGGGAUAUAAAAUCAAGCAAUAUUUUACUCGAUAAGGAUUUUGAGCCAAAAAUUGCUGACUUUGGGGUUGCAAAGGUUGCUGAGAAGUCUCAAAAAGGGUCUGAUCAUAGCUGUCUUGCUGGCACUCACGGUUAUUUAGCUCCUGAGCUGGCAUAUACUCUUAAAAUCACUGAAAAGAGUGAUGUGUAUAGUUUUGGUGUGGUGCUGCUAGAAUUAGUUACCGGUCGGAGACCCGUCGAAGAGGCAUACGGAGAAGGAAAAGAUAUUGUUUAUUGGGUUUUAAAUCAUCUCAACGACCGUGAAAGUGUCCUCGGGGUUCUUGAUGACAAAGUGGCGGUUGAUUCGGUCGAAGAUGACAUGAUUAGGGUCUUGAAGGUUGCUAUCCUUUGUACAAGCAAGCUUCCAUCUGUACGCCCUACUAUGAGGGAGGUUGUCAAAAUGCUUACUGAUGCUGAUCCUUGCACUUUCAGGUCUCCAGACAAUGAUUCUGAAAAAAAUGGCAAGGUUUUUUUCUAGUCAUCUUUUCUUUUAGUAAUGACCAAACUUUCAAGCUUCAAAACUUGAAGCAAAAGUUAGUAUUUCCCUACAUGUGGCCAACAUUUGGUGGGCACAUUGCACUUUUUAUGAUUAUGAUCAGAACUUCAAGUGCAAGUAUUAGAAGGAAUAGUGUUAUAUCCUAUAUGAGAAUGGUGUUGUAGAAGUAUAUUGUGUAAUCUGAUUGGGAGCUUAUUGCCGUUUUGUGGUAUAUAAACAUAUUCUAGUUCAGGAAUAAUUUUGGCUAUGAAUGGCACAAUCAAAACUGUUUAAUUUUGA
Corylus avellana is the source of this 3711-nucleotide messenger RNA. The record is from RefSeq and is a predicted model, not a curated record. NCBI's taxonomy places the organism in Eukaryota, Viridiplantae, Streptophyta, Magnoliopsida, Fagales, Betulaceae.